AUGGCUAACUACAAUACAGAGAUGUCUUCCUCGGGAUUGCCUCGCGGCCCGGUCGACGAUGACCCUAAGGCCAUAACAGGUGGACCUAAGCCUGUCCCGGACUCUGCCCAAUGCAUUCGGCAACGAGACGCACUAGUGGCUCUCAACGAAGUGAUCAAUAACCUGAUCUUAGAGCAAAGCGUCAUGCAAAAUGAGAUAAUCCGCCAGCGUGCGAUCCUCGCCCACCAAACUGCACGUCUCGACACCACCGAGGCCAAUAUUCAGGCCCUCCAACACGUGUGGGAGAACAUGGCGGCCGCAUUCGGAAUCACCGCAAAGAAAUGA
Penicillium samsonianum is the source of this 324-nucleotide messenger RNA. RefSeq lists its product as uncharacterized. NCBI's taxonomy places the organism in Eukaryota, Fungi, Ascomycota, Eurotiomycetes, Eurotiales, Aspergillaceae. The record is from RefSeq and is a predicted model, not a curated record. Bases 1 to 324 code for a protein of 107 amino acids. The transcript has a single exon.